Molecule: messenger RNA, 1464 nt
Organism: Ilex paraguariensis (yerba mate)
Lineage: Eukaryota; Viridiplantae; Streptophyta; Magnoliopsida; Aquifoliales; Aquifoliaceae
Source: the annotation of a GenBank genome assembly
AUGUCCAGUGCCAUAGCCCUCAUGCUUGCAUUCUGUAUGCUUUUCACUACCACCAGGGCGAGUAUUUCAGAUCACGUAGGCGUAAAUUGGGGUCGCCAAACGACACAAAAAUUGCUUCCGUCCAUGGUUAUUGAUAUGCUUCUAGCAAAUAACAUCAAGAAGGUGAAACUGUUUAGCCUAACCGAUUCUGUCCUCAGUGCCUUUGCUCAUACAGACAUUGAGGUUAUGGUCACCAUCCCAAAUGUCCUCCUCGAGAGCAUUCUCAUCGAUGGUGUAGGAUUUUGGGUGGAAGAUAACAUCGAAUAUUAUAUCGAGGAUGUAAAUAUAACGAAUGUGGUCAUUGGGAACGAACCAUUUUCGCAAGUACACGAAGAACAACUUUACACCGAUGUUAUUUCAGUAAUGAAGGAGAUUCAAGGAGCUCUUAAUGAAGCAGGGUAUGGAACAAUCAAAGCAACCACACCACAUUUUAUGGACGUCUUAACAUUCCCUGGAAAAUUGCUACCAUCAAAGGCUGAUUUUCGAGAUGACAUAAAGCCAUUCAUGCUACAAGUUCUACAACAUCUCAAAAACAAUAACAGCCCAUUUGUAGCAAACAUUUCUCCAUUAUAUAUCGUCAAGAAUUUCAACCAUACCAAUCUGGAAUUUGCAUUCGUAGAUAAUAAAUCAAAUUUUUCGAUCCAGGAUAACAAUAUUACCUACACCAAUGCAGUUGAUGCAGCCUAUGAUUCGUUUGUAUCUGCCCUCACGAAAAACGGGUACCCCGAUAUGAAAGUAGUUGUUGGGCAAGUUGGAUGGCCAACAGAUGGCGUUAAAGAUGCCAAUGACAAAAAUGCUGAAAGGUUCUUCAAAGGCUUCCUCGCAAAAAUGGCCAGCAACAAAGGAACUCCACUUCGGGCCGAGCCUUUCGAAGCAUAUCUCUAUAAUCUUGUUGAUGAAAACAGGAUAAAAACUAUUCGAAGCCCCUAUCAACGCCACUGGGGGAUUUACAAAUUCGAUGGAACGCCUAAGUACAAAAUUGAUUUUUCGGGCCAGGGACGUGACAUUUACCCUGUACAGGCCAAGGGUGUGGUACGCCUUCCCCUCCGAUGGUGUGUUUUUAACAACGAUACGAGCAACAUGACUCUUGUGAUGGAGAAUUAUAUUAUGGCAUGUAAUGAAUCCGAUUGCUCGACUUUGGCACCCGGGGGGUCCUGUAGUAGUUUGGAUUUCAAUCAGAAAGUUUCAUACGCGUUUAACAUGUAUUUCCAAGUAACAACACAGAGGGAAGAUGAUGUCACGUGUCGAUUUGACGGGUUGAGCAAGAUAGUCACGGAUAAUCCUUCGAAUGGAGAUUGUCCAUUUCCGGUGGAGAUACUGAUGAGCUGGGAAGACGGAGGAUAUGGGAAGGCGCCGGGAUUAAGUGUUGAUGCUGCAUUGUUGAUGAUCUUGUUUGGAUUAUAUUGGAUGAUGGUCAUUUGGUGA